Molecule: messenger RNA, 3392 nt
Organism: Drosophila grimshawi
Lineage: Eukaryota; Metazoa; Arthropoda; Insecta; Diptera; Drosophilidae
Gene: vri
Product: AF4/FMR2 family member lilli
Exons: 3
Coding region: 431-3010 (859 amino acids)
Biological process (GO): regulation of DNA-templated transcription; circadian rhythm
Cellular component (GO): nucleus
Molecular function (GO): DNA binding; DNA-binding transcription factor activity
Source: RefSeq, a predicted model, not a curated record
AGUGGCAACGUGACCGCGGCUACUAUUCGACGGCGGCUGUCGAGUGAAAUGCUUUUACAAAUUCAAUUGCGAUUCAGCAUUCGUUCGAAGCGGUCGUGAAUGCGCUCGCGAAUUGCGCCCCCAUUGUGAAUGAAGUGCAAUCUACUGGCGAUUUAAAGUUCCCAGACAAGAAAAACCGUUAAAAGUGUUUGUGAGACGCCCACGCAAAAUAAAAAAUACCAGCCAACUACAACUUCAAUAAAGAAUAACAAGAAAAUUCUGAUUGGAAUACAAAUGCCAAGUGCAUAAAAACAAAGAGAAAAAAAAACUGUCAAGUUCUAAAUUCGAAAUCGACGCAUUACCGUUAGAAUUUCUAAUUUUUAUGUGCAAAUCUCAAAUGGAUAAUUAAAAUUGUGAUUAUAAAAAAAUUGAAAAUACACGAGAAAACAUUAUGUCGAUAGUGUGUCCGUUAGAGAAAAAGUUGAACAUUUUCCAAGAGACUGCAACAGGCACAAAUUUGUUUAUAAUCAAUCACAACAGCAACAACAACAGCUGCACGGAUAAACUUUACAACAACAACAACAGAAGUCGUUAUACGCAGUUUGCGACAACAACAACAGCAACAAAACAUAAGGCACAAUUUACGCACGGUUACGUGGAGCAACAGGAACACCAACAUCAUCAGUACAGUGAACACCCGCUGGUGAGGGACAGCAGCGAGUAUUUAACGCAUCAACUGUUGCUCAAGCAGGAGCAACAGGAAGUGGCUGACUUGCGGCAGGAAAUGCCCGAGGUGCUCGCCGCCCAAGGUCACGGCAAGGUGUCCGGCUCCAUGAUGAACAGCGUACGGAUGGCGACCAUAUCGCCGACACUCUCCAUGAACGGCAGCUCCAACGAAGCAACCAAUUUGCAUCCGCUGUCCAUGUAUGGCGGCUCGAUAAGUCCACAGUCGAAUGACAGUGGCAUGUCCGAUGGACACAGUCACGGUCACGGUCACAGUCACGGCCUGGGCAAAUUUGGGCCGGGCAAUGCCGGUUAUGCGCCACAGAGCAACGGUGGCGGUGGAUCUGGUGGUGGUGGUGGCUCCCAAUCGACACUGACAGCCGCACAAAAGGAGCUCUUCUCGCAGCGCAAACAGCGCGAAUUUACACCGGACAACAAGAAGGACGAGAGCUACUGGGAUCGGAGGAGACGCAACAAUGAGGCAGCGAAGAGGAGUCGCGAGAAGCGACGAUACAACGAUAUGGUCUUGGAGCAGCGUGUCAUCGAGCUGACCAAAGAGAAUCAUGUGCUCAAGGCGCAAUUGGAUGCCAUACGCGACAAGUUCAACAUCUCCGGUGAGAAUCUGGUCAGCGUCGAGAAGAUACUCGCCUCGCUGCCCACCAGCGAACAGGUGCUCAGCAAUACGAAGCGCGCCAAGAUGAGCAGCAAUUCCUCCGCCUCCUCCUCAUCAUCAUCGUCCGCAUCCUCAACGUCGUCGUCAUCGUCCAUGUCGGGCUGUUCACCAGCGGGCGCUGACGGCGGAGGCGGCGGUGGCGGCGGCAACAGUUCACCCACGGCACACACACACAGCAGCUAUGGCGGCGCACAGGCACCACCCCUCUCGCCGAUCAUCUAUGCGGCCAACAACCGCUUGAAUGAGUCAGCUGGACCAGCUGUGGCAGCCUCGUCCAUAAAGAGUGCUCAUCAUGUGCAGCAGUUGCAGCAUGCAACACAACCACCCACAGCAGCAGCAGCAGUAGCACCACUCGCAGCAGCAGCAGCUGCAGCAGCACAGGCAGUCACACACACACACCCACACACACACGCACACACACACGCAUAUCAGCAGCAGGUGCAACAGCAGCAGCAGCAACAGCAGCAGCAGCAACAGCAACAGACUACCAUGCAUCAUCCGGAUGCAUCGCCCGCCAUUGCCAAUCUGCACGUGCUGCAGCAGGCGCUGCAUCGCAAUGUGCGACCCGAGGACUUGGACAGUCUGCGCAAAGUGGUCGCCGUCGGUGCACUCUACAAUGCGGCUGGUGUUGGUGUUGGUGCCACGCCCUCCUCUGCCGGCAGCAAUGCCAUCUAUGCGCCGGGACCGGCUGCCUCGGCUGCCGCAGCUGCUGCCUAUGUGGCGAUUAGCAAGGAGCAACUGGAGGUGGCCAGCUAUCUGCAGAGCCACAAUGUGGUCGUCGAGAGCAGCAGCGUCAGCAGCAGUGGCGGUGCCGUCGAUGCCGUCAGCAGCAGUUGCUCCUCGGUUGUCAGUUCGGCUGCUGCCAGUGUCUUGAAUCUGUCCAGGAGAGGCGCCUGCUCUUCGCCCAGCUAUGAGCAUAUGCUCUCAUCGACCACAUCGUCCGCCGCCUCGUCCGCUUCGUCGUCGGGCGCCGUUUCUGGUGAUGAUGAGCAGGAGCACGACAUGACCGAUGACAGCGCACACAAUACUCAUCAUCAUCCACAUCAGCAUCAGCAUCCACAUCAGCAUCAACAUCAACAUCCACAUCCACACCAUCAUCAUCAUCCACAUGGCGUCCAUCUGGCUGCAACGCUGCAACGCACAAGUCCACAGCAUGGAGGCAGCAGCAGCAACUGCAACAGCAACAACAAUGUCGCCAGCGAUGCCAACAAUUGUCUGCCCCUCAAGCUGCGCCACAAGUCGCAUCUGGGCGACAAGGAUGCAGCGGCAACAGCGCUGCUCUCGCUGCAGCACAUCAAACAGGAGCCCAGCUGCAAUCUGCGCGCAUCUCCGCCAGCGUGGAACGAUGGCGGCGACAACUCCAGCGAUGAACGCGACUCGGGCAUCUCCAUUGCCAGUGCCGAGUGGACGGCACAAUUUCAACGCAAGUUACUCGCGCCCAAGGAUCCCGCCUCUGUCUCCGCCACCGCCUCCUCCUCCUCCUCAGCGGUUGCCUCCUCCGUUGCCGUCUCAGCCGUUGCUGGCUCCAAUGUGGGUGGAUCCAAUGUGGAUCGCGAUCAAAUGCUCAAAAGCCAGCUGGAGAGACUCGAAUCGGAGGUGGCCAGCAUCAAGAGCAUGAUGAUUCUGGCAGAGUAAGGAGCAAGGAGAAUGUAGAAUGAAGAAUAGAGAGAGUGGAGCGAAGAGAGAGAGAGAGACAGAGAGAGAGAGGAGAGAGAGCGAAGAGACAGACAAGAACAACAACAACAACAGAAUUGUAAAAGGCAGCAAGAUUUUGGCUUAAAAGAUAUUCCCUUCCAUUGGAGAAAUCACUCUCAACUUGAGAAAGAGAGAGAGGGAGAAAGAGAGUAGCCAAAUGUCCAAAAUGUGCUUUCAUUUUCUGUGCAGAGUUUCAAUAAUCGUAUAUAUAUAUAUAUAUAUGCGAUAAGCUAUAAAGAUCUCGUUUUAUUCGGAGCCACAAAAAUUGUUUGGCCAAUCCCUCAAAAAAAAAAGCAAAAAAAACAAAUAAAAAAAAUUAAAA